Molecule: messenger RNA, 956 nt
Organism: Tarenaya hassleriana
Lineage: Eukaryota; Viridiplantae; Streptophyta; Magnoliopsida; Brassicales; Cleomaceae
Exons: 1
Coding region: 121-732 (203 amino acids)
Source: RefSeq, a predicted model, not a curated record
AAAAACCCAAAGGGCCUUUCAAAAUUCAAAGUCCAACUCCUUCUUCAAGAAGUCUCUCUCUCUCUCUCUCUCUCUCUCUCUCUCUCUAUCUCUCUCUCUCUAACAUUCAUCAGAGGAACCAUGAAGAAGCUGUACCGCAAGGGAACCGUACACCCGUCGCCGCAGAUAAAACCCGACGACCACCUUCUCUCUCUCCUCCUCCCCGCCGCAAUCCUCUCCCUCGCGGCGGCUCUCUCGCCGGAGGAUCGCGAAGUCCUCGCCUACCUCAUCUCCACCUCUGGUGAUCGGAGCCCUAACUCUCGCCGGAAAACCACCAAGACCCACAAAAUCCAAAACGACGAUCUUCACCCACCUCUCUUCCACUGCGACUGUUUCAGCUGUUACACGAGCUACUGGGUCAGGUGGGACUCGUCCCCGAGUCGCCAACUCAUACAUGAGAUCAUCGACGCGUUUGAGGACAGCUUGGAGAAGAAGAAGAAGGAGAGAACCGGGAAGAAGGAUCGGAGGAAGAGGGGGAAAGCUUCUGUUCACGGUGCAAAGGUUGACUCGGUCUGUCCGAGUCGAAUCGUAGAGCCGAGUCCAUGUGGGACCGAGCUGGGCGCCGGGUUUGACUCGGCGGCGGCUCGAGGUUCCGGAGGCGGAGGCGGCGGCGGUAAUAUGGAGGAGGAGAAGGGCUCUGUCAGGAGGUUCGUGAGUUUUCUCGGCGAGAAAUUUCUGGGUGUUUGGGGCUGAGAAAUAUUGACGGGAAAAUGGCCGAGAAAAUUUCAAGAGAAGCUCGGGCAUUUUUUUAAAGUUUUUUUUUUCUUGGUCCAAGUUUUUUUUAUGAUGAAUUUUAUUUCCUUCUAUUUUUCGCCCUAAUUUUUGUAUAUUUUAUGAAAAAAGGGUAAACUCUGUAACAUAGAUGUUUAAUUACUGAAAUUUCCAGGCUUAAAUAUGUGUAAUAUAGGAGAAAAUAA